ACCGCGGCCCCUUGUGUCCCCCUCUGGUCCUGCUGUGUCCCCCAAGCGCCCGGCACUGUCGCGGGCGAAGCUACAGCAGGAGGAGCUGCUGCUACAGCUGCUGCGGUCCACACCCCCCAUUCGGUGGACUCUGGCCAGUGAGGGAAAGCCAGGGGGAAAUGCAGGAAAAGGCUGAGGGGACCUGAAGCUAUGUCAGCAGGAGAAGCUGCUUCUGCUACAGCUGCUGCGCUCAACACCCCCCUUACGGUGGUCUCUCGCUCCAGAAGGGAGUGCUACAGAACGGACCGGGGGGGGGGUCUGAGUGUUUCAAAAAGACAGCAGGAGCAGCUGCUGCUACGGCUGCUGCUACAUGCAGUCAACACCACCCUUACGGUGGACUCUCGCCCCAAAAGGGGGUUCUCUGGGGAGGGGGCAGACGCCAGGCGGGGGACAGGGAGGGGGUGAGAAGCCGCAGCAGCAGGAGUAGCUGCUACAGCUGCUGCGGUCCACACCCCCCCUUCGGUGGACUCUGGCCAGUGAGGGAAAGACGGGGGGAAAUGCAGGAAGAAAUGCAGAGAAAGGCUGAGAGGCUUUGAAACUACAGCAGGAGGAGCUGCUGCUACAGCUGCUGCGGUCAACACCCCGGUACAGUGGCCUCGUGGUAGAGGGAAAGAUUGGAGAAAAUGCAGGGAAAGGAAUCCAUUUUGGAGGCGUCCGAAAAAUGGAGUGCUGCACCUGCUGUGCCCUUCACCCGUCAUACGGUAGCCUCGUGGCAGAGGGAACGAUUGGGGAAAAUGCAGGGAAAGGUUGAAGGGCCUCUAAGCUGCUGCUACAACAGCUACUACAGCUGCUACAGCUGCUACUACAGCUGCUACUACAGCUGUUGCUGUAGCUCCAAACCCCCCACUUGGUGACUCUUAUCUAAUGGCAGUCUACACCAAUGCUCACACAGAUGUACCAAUAUGCAUGUGCUGCGCGCAUUGGCAGGGAGUUUAGGCAGGCCGCCUGAAUGCUUAUGGCUUCCAAACCAAGCCAAGCAGCGUAUCAAUACUGUUACAAAGGAGGGGACGGUCUUGUACCGUAGGGUGCAUCCAUCCACCAGACGAGAGUACCAUGGUGUGGUGAUCGUAGAAUCUGUGAACAGUACAACAUGUUAAAUUAGGAACUGGGACGCCAUGAAAGUGACAUGAGGUUUUAGCUAGGAGCUAGGCGAGAGAGAGUUGACGAGAGAAAAGAGAGUUGGACAAGAAAGAGAGGGAUACAGGGAGGGGAUUGCACCCUCUACAGUUGAGUCCGGUAACCUACCAAGCCUAACAAUUAUAUAAC
Closterium sp. NIES-67 is the source of this 1305-nucleotide messenger RNA. The record is from the annotation of a GenBank genome assembly. Lineage: Eukaryota; Viridiplantae; Streptophyta; Zygnematophyceae; Desmidiales; Closteriaceae.